This is a messenger RNA of Chaetomium fimeti, 1508 nucleotides long. RefSeq names its product phosphoglycerate kinase. The coding region runs from base 118 to 1374 and encodes 418 amino acids. The record is from RefSeq and is a predicted model, not a curated record. Gene Ontology annotation, cellular component: cytosol. Gene Ontology annotation, molecular function: ATP binding; ADP binding; phosphoglycerate kinase activity. Gene Ontology annotation, biological process: gluconeogenesis; glycolytic process. NCBI's taxonomy places the organism in Eukaryota, Fungi, Ascomycota, Sordariomycetes, Sordariales, Chaetomiaceae. The transcript has 3 exons.
GCUGCUGCGUCUUUUUACCUGCCAUCAGACCGGAAAAAUACGAUAAGCUUGUCUCCAAUCCCCAAUUUCCACUCAAGACCUUCUUAUUCUCGCCAAUUGCUCUGCAAAGCCGCCGAGAUGUCUCUGGCCAACAAGCUUUCGAUCGAGGAUGUCGACCUCAAGGGCAAGCGGGUCCUGAUCCGCGUCGACUUCAAUGUUCCCCUCGACGCCGACAAGAAGGUCACCAACCCCCAGCGCAUCGCCGGUGCCAUCCCCACCAUCAAGUACGCCGUCGACAAUGGCGCCAAGGCCGUCGUGCUCAUGUCCCACCUCGGCCGCCCCGACGGCAAGGUCAACACCAAGUACUCCCUCAAGCCUGUCGUGCCCGAGCUCGAGAAGCUGUUGGGCAAGAGCGUAACCGUCGCCCCUGACUGCGUCGGCGCCGAGGUCGAGGAGAUUGUCAACAAGGCCGACAACGGCGAGGUGGUGCUGCUCGAGAACCUGCGCUUCCACAUCGAGGAGGAGGGCAAGGGCACCGAUGCCGACGGCAACAAGAUCAAGGCGGACAAGGCCAAGGUGGAGGAGUUCCGCAAGGGGCUGACCAAGCUCGGCGAUAUCUACAUCAACGACGCGUUCGGCACCGCCCACCGCGCCCACUCCUCCAUGGUGGGCGUCGACCUCCCGCAAAAGGCAGCCGGCUUCCUCAUGAAGAAGGAGCUCGACUACUUCGCCAAGGCGCUGGAGUCGCCGAAGCGGCCGUUCCUGGCCAUCCUGGGCGGCGCCAAGGUGUCGGACAAGAUCCAGCUGAUCGACAACCUGCUGGACAAGGUCAACACGCUCAUCAUCUGCGGCGGCAUGACCUUCACCUUCAAGAAGACGAUCGACAACAUGUCGAUCGGCACCUCCCUCUUCGACGAGGCCGGCGCCAAGACGGUCGACAAGCUGAUGGACAAGGCCAAGAAGAACGGCGUCAAGGUCGUCCUGCCCGUCGACUACAUCACCGCCGACAAGUUCGACAAGGACGCCAACACGGGCAAGGCCACCGACGCCUCGGGCAUUCCCGACGGCUGGAUGGGCCUGGACUGCGGCGACGAGUCCAUCAAGCUGUACAAGGAGGCCAUCGACGAGGCCCAAACCAUCCUCUGGAACGGCCCGGCCGGCGUGUUCGAGUUUGACAAGUUCGCCUCGGGCACCAAGGCCACGCUCGACGCGGCGGUUUCUGCUGCCGAGAGCGGCAAGAUCGUCAUCAUUGGCGGUGGUGAUACCGCUACUGUUGCGGCCAAGUAUGGUGUUGAGAAGAAGCUCAGCCAUGUGUCGACUGGCGGUGGCGCCAGCUUGGAGUUGCUUGAGGGCAAGGAAUUGCCGGGUGUUGUUGCGCUGAGCGAGCGGAAGUAGGUUGUCACGUUUUGGGCGAGAGGUUGCGCGGCCAUAGUAACAGAACUAGGAGGGCGAUGCUAUGAAUAUUAGCCUUAUCUGUGUGAUUAGUCGUUAGUGGCAAACAUCUGGACGCAAUUCUCGUGAUCUCUGCA